Molecule: messenger RNA, 1392 nt
Organism: Emiliania huxleyi CCMP1516
Lineage: Eukaryota; Haptophyta; Isochrysidales; Noelaerhabdaceae
Exons: 3
Coding region: 1-1392 (463 amino acids)
Source: RefSeq, a predicted model, not a curated record
AUGCGCAGCUUUGCGCUGAACUCAGUCGCUGUCUGCCUCCUAUCGACCCGCGCCACCACCGCGCUUUCGGCCCGCGCCUGGCUCUCCGGUCGCGGAUCGCCCGCGCCGCCGCCGCUCAUCAUCGGCGGUGCGCUGCCUGAGCCCCCGGCGUCGCCGCUGGAGCUGCCGCUGCUUGCUCUUGGGCCUGACCCGCUGCUUCCUGGAGAGGCGCAGACGCGUGCCCUGUCCGAUCCCACCGCGAGACUGCUCGUCGAGUAUGCGGCCUCAAAAACAUCCUCCUGUUGCGGCCAGCUGAUGCUUCGCGGCGAGGACGAGGUGGUGGGCAUCUCCGGCCUCCUCGAGCUGGAGGCGUGCGAGGACGAAGAGGGCGGCGCGACCUUAGUGAGCAUCCGCUGCGUGGGCCGGGUCGGGGUGCUAGGGCUGAGUCAGCCGGACGAGGCUCGCCUGCCGGGCGGCGAGGGCGGCUUUCUGGUCGCGCUGGUCGAGCCAUACUGCGACGACGACGAGGACGCCGACGCAGAGAGGGAGGCGAUGGAGGACGCGCUCUCGGCAGCGGCCGAGGACGGGCCCGCUGGCGCGGCUGGCAUAUCGGAGGCCGAGGUGGUGGGGCAAGCGCGAGAGCUGCUGCGGAGUCUCGAGGGAGAGGUGCGCGAGUCGCACGCACGCGUCGCCGCGCUGCGCGCGCGGCUGUGGGACGCCCUCCGCGCUAAGUCCUGCCCGGUGGGCGACGAUGUCCCUCUGCCGGAGGAGACGACGCGCGACAGCGCCGAGGCGGCUGGCGGCGGUGGCGAGGGCGGCGACGGCAAGGGCGACGGCGGCUCGAACGGCGGCGAGGGCGACGGCGAGGGCGAGGGCGAGGGUGAGGCUGCCAGACUGCGCGAGGAGCUUCGAUCGCUCGGCGACGAGCGCGCCGCUCCGCUGGCGGCUCUCAUCGAGGCGCGUCGCGCAGUUCUCCGGUCGUCGCACGACGCACCGCCGCCUCUCUCGGCCGGCAGCCGGGCUCCCCUCGUCGCCGGUCCACCCGCCCCGCUGUCGGACCUAGAGGCCUCUGCCCGGGCCGCCUGGAUGGCCAAGCAGGGCCUCCCCGAGGGGAAGGCCGCCUCCUCCGCCGACGAGCCUCUUGGCGAGACGCUUGCGGAGCUGUGGGGCUUACCGCCCGGGUCGGGGGCGUGCCGCUCUAGAUGCUGUGCGUUCCACCGCGAGCAAGCCGCUGAGCGGCAGCUCCUCUCCUUUGCCGCCGCCGCGACGCUUGGCCCACAGAUCCGCGCGCACGCGCUCACUUGCACCAGCGCGACAGGGCGGCUCUCUGCCGCCCUCUGCGCGUUGCGGCAGCAGGAGCGGCGGCUCGCCGCGAUCCUCACGUUGCGCAACUCUGGCCUCCGCGCCGACUAG